Molecule: messenger RNA, 2256 nt
Organism: Lizanozyma spartinae
Lineage: Eukaryota; Fungi; Ascomycota; Pichiomycetes; Serinales; Debaryomycetaceae
Product: serine/threonine protein kinase
Exons: 2
Coding region: 1-2256 (751 amino acids)
Biological process (GO): protein phosphorylation
Molecular function (GO): ATP binding; protein serine/threonine kinase activity
Source: RefSeq, a predicted model, not a curated record
AUGUCAUUUGAUGUCAAUGUCGGCACAGCGCCUCUGGGUGCGAAGAGUCCUGAAGAAAAAACUCCAACCACGGGGAACUCAGUACUUUCCCCAACGAAUUCAAGUCUGCCGACUACUGGCUCUCAAUCUUCUCCAAGAGCCUCAACAGACUCCAGAACUACUGUGAUUUCCGAGUCUCUUCAGAAAUUGUCUCUUAAGGAAGAAGAGCAACAAUCCUUGAUUUCAGAGAAUCAUCCUCCAACUACUAAAUCACACCCAAGAUUGGAUUCAACUGCUACAGUAACUCCAAACACCAUCAAACCAACUAGUACUGACCUGUCCCCCAAUAAGAAGUCCAAAUCUGCCAUUUCUUCAUCUCAAUCUAGCACAGCUGCUUCUAAUCAAACACCCGAUGGUUCCGCAACUGAUAAUUGCACUUCAGCAGCCUCUAGAGGAUCACCCGGCCUUUUGACAGUGAAGAUCUACAACUCUAUCAACGUCCAACUUCCAGUCAAGAUUAAUAAUAACAAACAAAUACUUCAUGCGCUUGCUGUCAAUGCUAAUCAUGAGCUGACUGUUCAACAGAUUGUUAAGAAUCUCGAAAUGUUGGAUCUGUUGGAAGAGACUACUUUGAACCCUGAAGUGUCUCUGAAAUAUUUACCUUCCAUAAUAACUAUCCCUAACGGGGAUAAUUUGGUCAAGUCUUUGCUUUAUUUGACGGUAGAAUUUGAAAAUAAUGCUUUGGUUAUUGAACCCCAAAAGGGAACAGUCAACCAGUCUACAUGGAACCAGGUAGUGUCUUUUGAUGUAACAAAGGCUCUUAGCAAUAGCUCGACAACGCUGUCGAACUUUCUUAACUUAAACUUAUUCAUUCGUUUACCCAAUUUGUUGAUUCCUGACCAGGAAAAGCUUGGGAAGAAAAACUUGUUUACCAACAGUCACAGUAUUGGUGGAGCACCAAGUAACUCCGAUGAAACUGGGGGCCUGGGCAAUUCCACAGGGCUAGCAGCAAAUAAUGAUUCUCCGUCUGGUGGUGCAAAUAACCCCCAUGGGCAUUCAAGAAACAUUGGGGACCUUUUGAUUGGGACAAUCAAACUUCCUCUCAAUUUGAGAUAUCAUCAACAACCGAUAAGGUUAAUGAAUCAUCAAUACCUCAAGUUCUCAAAUUAUAAUGAAGUUCUCAAUGGAUCCUCGGGAAAUGAAUCACUUAAUAAGAAUAGUGGGCCUGAUGAUCAGAAGAUGGGUGACAUUAUGCUUACAAUUGACUUUAAACCUAGUUUCAAAGAUCACUUAACUAUCAAUGACUUUGAUUUAUUGAAGGUUAUAGGUAAGGGAUCGUUUGGUAAGGUUAUGCAAGUUGUAAAAAAAGAUACGAAACAAAUAUAUGCGUUAAAGACAUUAAGAAAGCAACAUAUUGUUUCACGUAUGGAAGUUACCCAUACAUUAGCAGAACGUACUGUUCUUGCAAGAAUUAACAAUCCUUUUAUUGUUCCAUUGAAAUUUUCCUUUCAAUCACCAGAGAAAUUAUAUUUAGUGCUUUCAUUCGUUAAUGGUGGAGAGCUUUUUUGGCAUCUUCAAAGAGAAGGUAAGUUUCUGAUGGAUAGAUCUCGUUUCUACACUGCUGAACUUUUAACGGCCUUGGAAUCCCUUCACGAAAUGAAUGUGAUUUAUCGUGAUUUGAAACCUGAGAAUAUUUUACUUGAUUACCAGGGCCACAUUGCACUUUGUGACUUUGGUUUGUGUAAGCUUAACAUGUCAGAUAAGGAUACCACCAAUACCUUUUGUGGUACACCUGAAUAUUUGGCUCCUGAGUUGCUUUUAAACGAAGGUUACACUCGUUCUGUUGACUGGUGGACAUUAGGGACAUUGUUAUAUGAGAUGUUAACUGGUUUACCUCCUUUCUACGACGAUAACGUUAAACUCAUGUACCAAAAGAUUUUACAUAAUCCAUUGGUUUUCCCCAAAUUCCUUAAGGGAACAGAUGCAGAGGAUCUCUUGAUCAAAUUACUUCAGAAAGACCCUAAAAAUCGUCUUAACUCUGCUGGUGAGAUCAAAGCACAUCCCUUCUUCAAAGAUAUCGAUUGGCAAAAGUUAUUGAACAAAACUUAUUUACCUCCUUUCAAACCUAAUGUUGAGAAUCUUUUGGACACUCUGAACUUUGAUAGUGAUUUUACCAAUGAAAAGCCUCAAGAUUCUGUUGUUGAUGAUUUCUUAUCGGAAUCAGUUCAAAAGCAGUUUGGUGGCUGGACUUACAACGGUGAUACUGCUUUUAACUAA